Messenger RNA from Phacochoerus africanus (Common warthog), 1549 nucleotides. RefSeq names its product cysteine rich hydrophobic domain 1 (gene CHIC1). NCBI's taxonomy places the organism in Eukaryota, Metazoa, Chordata, Mammalia, Artiodactyla, Suidae. Bases 1 to 669 code for a protein of 222 amino acids. The transcript is spliced from 6 exons. The record is from RefSeq and is a predicted model, not a curated record.
AUGAGCAUCCUGCUGCCCAACAUGGCGGAGUUCGACACCAUCUCGGAACUGGAGGAGGAGGAGGAAGAAGAAGCGGCAACGUCGUCGUCGUCGCCGUCGUCGUCGUCCUCGGUUUCGGGGCCUGACGAUGACGAGGAAGAAGAAGAGGAGGAAGAAGAAGAGGAGGAGGAGGAAGAAGAAGAGGAGGAGGUGGAGGAGACGCCGCCCCCGCCGCGGGUAGUGAGCGAGGAGCAUCUGCGGAGAUAUGCCCCUGACCCUGUAUUGGUGCGGGGCGCCGGCCACAUCACUGUGUUUGGCUUGAGCAACAAGUUUGAUACUGAAUUUCCCUCAGUUCUAACAGGGAAGGUGGCCCCGGAAGAAUUUAAGACCAGCAUUGGCCGCGUGAAUGCAUGUUUGAAAAAGGCUCUCCCAGUCAAUGUGAAAUGGCUGCUGUGUGGUUGUCUCUGCUGCUGUUGCACACUGGGUUGCAGCCUGUGGCCUGUUAUUUGUCUCAACAAAAGAACCAGAAGAUCAAUUCAGAAGCUGUUAGAAUGGGAAAAUAAUAGAUUAUAUCACAAGCUUGCUUUGCACUGGAAGUUGACUAAAAGGAAAUGUGAAACUAGCAAUAUGAUGGAGUAUGUGAUACUAAUAGAAUUCUUACCAAAAUAUCCCAUAUUCCGACCUGACUGAGGAAUUUUAUUCAGUCACUUCUGUAUUCUGUCAUUUCCUACCCUUAGUGCCUUGUAGAUGAUUUUGGAAUGAAGAUGGUCUCCUUUGCUGUGUUAAAUUUAUUCUUUAUAAUGGUAGAAUAUUCUCCUCACAUUUUCAUUUGUGUUGUUUUAAUAAGAAAUCUUGCACAUCUUUUUGUUGUUGUUAAAUGAGGCUUGUGUUUUGCACUGUCGAUUUUUAAAUAAAUACACACACAUACAUAUAUGUGUAUAUAUAUAUAGUUGCCACUAAAAAUAAAACAUCAGUGCUGGUGUUUAAAAAACAAAAACAUGUUCUGAGCAUGCUGCCUUAUAAUUUUCAUACUCACUGUUUCUAAAUAUGCAUCAUUUUUCUAAGCUACUUAAUGCUCUAUAAUCUCUUACUGGACAUACGUAAAUAAGCUUUUGGUAGCUUUUAGAAAUGGUUUUACUCUUACCUGCUUUUAAAGGACAUGUAAUUAAUAGCACUGGUUUUGUCCUGCACUUUGCUAAAUUAUCACUUAUGUUAGUGGAUAAAAUAUUUAGACUCCUAAAGACUUGUAAAUAUUGUCUCUGCAUAAUGUAAAAUGUGAUAUGCCAUGGUUUACAGAAUGUAAUGUUACUCAAUGUAUUGCCAACAAUUUUGCAUAGAUUUUAAUAUGAAUGAAGUUUGCAAGCGUCUGUUUGAAUGUAUAGACUAUUAACAUGCUAUUUUAUGGCAAAGCCAUAACAAGUAUGUUAAAAAUUUCAGGUGUGGGCAGGGUUGCCCUUUGUAAUAAGUGGAUCAAAAUGAAAUCAUUGUCUGAGAUUAUAGUCUACAUUGCACCUGAAACCAAGAACCUUAUUUUUUCUCCAUUUAAUUCAAUAAAUCCCAUUUUUCCUCC